AUGUUUCGCGUCGAAGACCACCGCAACCACUGGGCAUAUGUCUGGGUCCCCGUUUUCACGGCGUUUAUCUGGUUCGCCACCCUCUGGGCAAUGCUCAUCACCUGGCUCGCCUCGGGGCGCCCAAAGUACCCGUCGCAAAACGGCAAGGUCACCUACAUAUCUGACGUCGGUGCCUCGUUCCUCAAGCCCCUCUUCGUCGUCGCAUGCUGCAUCACUGGUGUCGGCUUCUUCAUCAGCCUCUGCCUCGAGCGCUACCUACGUCAUUCUGGCCGCCUUCUGCCUGUCAUGCGAAAGCGCGAGCGGUACUUGUCGUUUAUGGCCAUAUUGGGCUCGUUCAUCGGCGGGGCGGGGCUCAUCCUCCUAUCUGGUUUCGACACGGACCGCUACCCGACUCUGCAUCGCCUCUUCCUGCUUAUCUUCAUCAUUGGAGUUGGUUUAAGCGCCAUCUUCACCGUUUUGGAGUACAGAUGGAUCAGCAAGGACUUUGUGGAGGUCCGCAAGCUUCGGCGGGCGUACUGGGCAAAGUCCAUUAUCGCGGGCACCCUGAUCCUACUGGCUGUUGCGUUUGCCUUUACUCUGUACUACGUCCCAGACGUUGGAGGUGUCAUCGAGUGGAUAAUAGCUUUCGGAUACACCUUCUACCUUCUGACGUUCUACUACGACCUCCGCAUGGCGAAGGGCGUCGAGAAGGGCCAGCUGAAAAAGUCAAUGGAUGUCGAGGAGGCAGUGAGCCCCGCCCAUGUGGUUUAUGGAGAACUCAACCCUGAUAUACCAUCCCAACAGAACGGCCGGCAGCCUCCCAUCUCUACAUCUGGAAGAGCAGGAGAAGGUCGCGUCGGCGAGGUGCCCGUGUAUGGCCCUGGGAACAAUACGAUGCGCCCAUUUAAUGCGACCGAGAACGUUGCCCCAUCAGAGGGCGCGAUGACGGGUGGUCACGGUCAGCACGUAGCCCCAUCGGGUCCACCGCUCGCUGUGACACGCAGUAACAGCGCUGGUUACUCAAGGAUACGGGGAUGA
Molecule: messenger RNA, 1017 nt
Organism: Coniophora puteana RWD-64-598 SS2
Lineage: Eukaryota; Fungi; Basidiomycota; Agaricomycetes; Boletales; Coniophoraceae
Exons: 2
Coding region: 1-1017 (338 amino acids)
Cellular component (GO): plasma membrane
Source: RefSeq, a predicted model, not a curated record